AUGAGUCUCGUCUACGUCUUCACGCAUUUAGUCGCUGGACGAACAGCGUACAUCAAGAACUAUGGAUCUCCAACUAAAUACGGCAAAUAUGUUGCCGGCUUUGCCUUUUUGCUGGCUAGGCUAGGUCUUCCCGUUUGGGUGGCAGCCAUCACUUUGUCGAUAUUUGUGGCUGUGAACAUUGGACUGGAUCUUUCCAAGGGGGUUCAAGAAAAUCUCCCAUGGCUUAAUGUCAUAAUCAGCAUAUCUUCCUUGUUUUCUCUCGCAGCAGUACUUGCAGUUAUUGAGAUGGCAGAUCGUCCAUUCGCGACUCUAGGCAUUUCUCAAGCUUGGUUCAUUCGAGGAGAGGAUCCACUAGCAUGUCCUGAUGAUGACGACGACCUUGAGCCGGGAGUUGUCUAUAUGACGCCGAGCCUCCAGGAGAAUAUAGAGAAGCACGCCGAAAAGCCCCGUGUGCCAAGCAAACCCCAGAAGCGAAAGCGCAAGACUCUGACGAAAAGGAAUCCUCACGAGCCUCAGCGAAGAGCUUUACGCCAUGCCAGAAGCAUAUCCAUGCCAACUCCCUUGAAUGCUGUCUUCGGGGACCGCCCUGGUGCCGUGAUGCCCGACUCUCCGGUAUCCUCCAGUGCAUUUGCAUGGAAGCCACCGACGAGGGAUGGCGCGACACCAAAAGCAGCCGGGAGAGUGGCACUCGAUGAUUGGGUUACGUGGCGUGAACAUGCCAGUAUGCGACAAGGGGAUUCCGACAUAUCCACCAAUGCCUCGGCACGGCCUGGCGAAGUGAUUUUGCUAUCCAUGCCUCGGCAAGCUGAGUACUCUCCGCGUAGUCAGGCUCUACUUGAAGAACAGGGGAGGGCGCAGACCUUCGACCCGGGAUGGGGAUUGGGAGGCAAACUAUCAUUUACAGAUGAGGCAAGCGAGCCAGCCGGCAAGUUCACGCACCACGACGACAUUUAG
This is a messenger RNA of Colletotrichum abscissum, 954 nucleotides long. RefSeq lists its product as uncharacterized. The record is from RefSeq and is a predicted model, not a curated record. The transcript is spliced from 4 exons. NCBI's taxonomy places the organism in Eukaryota, Fungi, Ascomycota, Sordariomycetes, Glomerellales, Glomerellaceae. The coding region runs from base 1 to 954 and encodes 317 amino acids.